This is a messenger RNA of Perkinsus marinus ATCC 50983, 468 nucleotides long. RefSeq lists its product as hypothetical. Bases 1 to 468 code for a protein of 155 amino acids. The transcript has 6 exons. NCBI's taxonomy places the organism in Eukaryota, Perkinsozoa, Perkinsida, Perkinsidae. The record is from RefSeq and is a predicted model, not a curated record.
AUGCUACGCGCAUUGCUAUUCUACCUAGCAGCCAGUUCAGCUUUGGCGGACGAACGGCCCCAUGGAGCCUACUGUGGCAAUUACAAAGAACUAGUCCGAAAUGGACGCAUAACAAUCGACGAUGAUACACAUUUCGACAUUUACCUCGAGGUCUUCUUGGAGCAGGUGGACUGCAAGCGGGAGGAAUAUCAGUAUGAUUGUGAGACCCAUACAGGGCAGCUUCCGCACUGGAAGGAUCCAGAUGAUUGUAUCAAUAAGAAGCUCAAUGACUUCGGCGUUAAACUGGAUUCUAUAAUGCUCUAUUAUGAUGCUGGUGCGGACCAAUUGACACUUGAGAUUAACAAGAAGAUCAAAACGAUCAUGAAGCAGUGUGACGAGUACGUGAAAAGCGGCGAGGAUCAGCUAUUGGACUUGGGGUUAGAAACCUUUCCAAGUGCCAAACAGGAGGCUAUCGAGAUGUCUCUAUGA